AUGAGGCUGCCAAAGACACCACUUGCUGUCGCUGCAUCUGUUGGUGCCUUCGGUGCUUGGUAUGCGUACGGCAACGGCCAGACUACCGAGAUCCAUGCCAGAGAUCCUGUCUCCUCUGCACAGACCCGCAGUCUGUCUAGCACCCCAGACAUCGCACAGCCAACGGCCGAGCCCUCGAAGCCCGCUCCGGUGACUGCUGGCCACAAACCAACGCGACGGGCAUUAGUUGUGGAUGACGAUCAGUUCUUUACUGGAGACAUUGUUGGUGACGGUCCAUUAACGAAAGAUACCGAUGACUAUGGCCGGAAGGUUUUGGAGAUGAUGACACCGCAGCAAGCUACGGAGCGUCUACGGAAGAACGAAGAGUCAAUCCUCGUGAAUCGGGGUCGCGGUGUGGUCAGAUACGAUAUCGUGCAGCUUCCCAGUAACGAUCCGAUCGAGGAUGAUCACGCAGAGAAGACGAUCCAGGUUUCGGACAAUGUGGCACAUGCUGGCAACGAUUCUUCAUCGGACUGGAUGUUCUGGGGUGUGUUCGAUGGUCAUUCUGGAUGGACAACCUCUGCGAGGCUGCGACAAGUUCUGAUUCAGUACGCUGCACGCGAGCUUAACGCCACAUACACCGCGGCUUUGGCCAGCAAAAUUGCCUCGUCGCCAUCGCCUGAGGCGAUUGAUCAGGCGCUCAAGCUUGCAUUCACCAAGCUUGACAAUGAAAUCUGCCAUGAAAGCGUGAAGAAAUUAGGCAAUGCUCCAAGCAAGAGUCGUGCAUCGGAGCUGCUAGCUCCCGCUCUCUCUGGCUCGUGUGCGUUGUUGAGCUUCUAUGACUCACACAGUCGAAAUUUCAGAGUGGCAUGUACUGGCGACAGCAGAGCAGUGCUCGGUAGGCGAAACCCAUCGACCGGAAAGUGGUCUGCCACACCGCUUUCGGAAGACCAGACAGGCUCAAACCCCAACGAAGCCAAGCGGAUGCGCGCCGAGCACCCGGGUGAGGACAGAGUCGUCCACGCUGGUCGUGUUCUGGGCAAUCUUGAGCCGACCAGGGCUUUCGGAGAUGCGGCAUACAAGUGGUCACGGGAGACACAGGACAGAAUCAAGCGACACUUCUUUGGUCGAAAUGUGCAUCCACUGCUGAAGACGCCGCCUUAUGUGACCGCGGAGCCCGUUGUCACCACGACAGGCAUUGAGCCUGGUAAAGGUGGUCGGACUGGUGGGCCAGUGGUAGAACAACAGAACAGAGAAGCCAAGAAAUCAUCAAGCACCGCAUGGCUGACAGACUGGUUCAAAUCAGCACCAACAUCAUUACCAGUAGAAAAGGGAGGAAACAUGGACAAGACCGGCCGAGUCAGCAAUGCGAAUGACCCGAAAAGCAAGAUGGAUAAGCCCAUUCGACAAGAGCAGUGGGCCUUGCCAUCUGAAGAUAAUGGCAGGUUUGUUGUGGAAGAUAAGAACGCUGCCACUCACCUGGUCAGAAAUGCCCUAGGCGGGAAGGAUAGAGAUAUGGUCUGCGCUUUGCUCUCUCUGCCGAGUCCCUAUAGUCGACGCUACAGGGAUGAUUUGACGGUGGAGGUCAUCUUCUUCGGCGAGAGUGAGGGGACUGGGGAUCUUGCCAUUAACCAGGAAGCCACCACCAAUGGCACCGACAGUGAACCCAAGGCGAAACUGUGA
Molecule: messenger RNA, 1662 nt
Organism: Cyphellophora attinorum
Lineage: Eukaryota; Fungi; Ascomycota; Eurotiomycetes; Chaetothyriales; Cyphellophoraceae
Product: Protein phosphatase-like protein
Exons: 2
Coding region: 1-1662 (553 amino acids)
Biological process (GO): protein dephosphorylation
Molecular function (GO): protein serine/threonine phosphatase activity
Source: RefSeq, a predicted model, not a curated record